UUUUGAGCUCGCGUGUGGCUGAGUGUGGUCUUUGUGAGUUUCUACCACCAUGGCGUACCGUGGCCAGGGCCAGAAAGUGCAGAAGGUGAUGGUACAGCCCAUCAACCUCAUCUUCAGAUACCUGCAAAAUAGAUCUCGGAUUCAAGUGUGGCUUUAUGAGCAGGUGAAUAUGCGGAUAGAGGGCUGCAUCAUUGGUUUUGACGAAUAUAUGAACCUCGUUUUAGAUGACGCAGAAGAAAUUCAUUCCAAAACAAAAUCAAGAAAGCAGCUGGGUCGGAUCAUGUUAAAAGGAGAUAAUAUCACUCUGCUGCAAAGUGUCUCCAACUAAAAAUGAUGGAUGAAGUGAGAAAUGGUUGAGAAAGCAGUACAUUCACUUCUGUUUUUUUUUUUUUAUGUGUGUUGUAGGGCAUGUGCUUCUAAAACGUUUGUUCAUAUUGUUUUGAUUACCCUGUUAUUAACCAGAUGACAAUAAAUGCUGUGGGGAUGUUUUUAUUUAAAAAAAAAAA
This is a messenger RNA of Erinaceus europaeus (western European hedgehog), 506 nucleotides long. RefSeq names its product small nuclear ribonucleoprotein E. NCBI's taxonomy places the organism in Eukaryota, Metazoa, Chordata, Mammalia, Eulipotyphla, Erinaceidae. Gene Ontology annotation, cellular component: U2 snRNP; U4 snRNP; U5 snRNP. Gene Ontology annotation, biological process: mRNA splicing, via spliceosome; spliceosomal snRNP assembly. Bases 50 to 328 code for a protein of 92 amino acids. Gene Ontology annotation, molecular function: RNA binding. The record is from RefSeq and is a predicted model, not a curated record. The transcript has a single exon.